CGCCGCGCGCCGAUUGGCGUAGAAAUCCGCAGUGUCACAGGCGCGAGGACGUCCUCCGCCGCCGCGGCGCGUGCGAAGAGAAGACAAGCUGACGGCGCUCCGUCCCGGCCGCUGUCACGUUCCACCGGGGAGCGCCUCCACCCGUCGUCGUCGCCCGGUAUAUGGACAACGAGCCCGCGCGCUCCGUCGCGGUGAUGCUGCCCCCCAACAACUGCAUCCCGAGGAACUACAGCUGCAUGGCCGGCUUGUUCGGGAGCUUGGCCGCGGCGGCGAACCAGAGGAAGGAGGACGGCGAAGAGGAGGGCGACGCCGGUGCGAGCGACGCCGGCGCUCUCGACGGCAGCAGCAGCAGCAGCAACCAGGUCGUGGACGAGCGGCCGAGGGGCAGGGAGUGCUUCCUGAAGCCGCCUCAGAGCCCGACGCUUCGGAGGAGGUGCAAGUCGCUGCCCACGCCGGUGGAGCGAGCCCGCCUGGAAAUCGCUCGCAGCCGCAGCCCGUCGAGCCAGAAGAAGGUGAGGUUCGCCGACUCGCUGGGGCUGGAGCUCACCUCGGUGAAGCACUUCUGCGACGCGGACAUGCCCGAGGUGCCGCAGCGGAUCCUGGACAAGCUCCGGCGCGCGAGCCCGCCGCACGCGAACCACUUCGACAAGUUCCCGCGCAUCCCGAGCCAGGCGCCCUCCUUCAUGGAGGCGCAGUUCGAGAACCCGGGCGAGGCGCCGGGCUUCCUGGAGCGCGUGCGCGAGCUGCGGGUCUGCCUGGAGCGCGCCGACGCGGACGAGUUCAGCCUGUCGGGCCUCGUGCGCGUGCUCAACGUGGCCUUCGAGAAGCGCGUGCUGCUGCGCUACACGCUCAACAACUGGGUGACCUUCUUCGACGUGCCCGCGUGCUACGUGCCGCAGUCGAGCGACGGCUUCACGGACCAGUUCUCCUUCAAGAUCAUCACGCCCGCCUUCCUGGAGAGCGGCGGCGGCGGGACCCUGCUGCAGUUCGCCAUCAAGUACUCGGUGGGGGGCGACGAGUUCUGGGACAACAACCAUGGGAACAACUACAGAGUGCGCCGCCACAGGUUUAAAAUAUCUCCCCCCAGGGAGUGGGAGAACGGCUGGAUCCACUUCAUAUAGCUCGGGGGGGGGGCUGGCGGGGAGGGGGACG
Molecule: messenger RNA, 1152 nt
Organism: Scleropages formosus (Asian bonytongue)
Lineage: Eukaryota; Metazoa; Chordata; Actinopteri; Osteoglossiformes; Osteoglossidae
Product: protein phosphatase 1 regulatory subunit 3E
Exons: 1
Coding region: 162-1121 (319 amino acids)
Biological process (GO): regulation of glycogen biosynthetic process
Cellular component (GO): protein phosphatase type 1 complex
Molecular function (GO): glycogen binding; protein phosphatase 1 binding
Source: RefSeq, a predicted model, not a curated record